This is a messenger RNA of Gekko japonicus, 2852 nucleotides long. It is a transcript of the gene LBH, whose product is annotated as limb bud and heart development. The transcript is spliced from 3 exons. Gene Ontology annotation, biological process: positive regulation of DNA-templated transcription. Gene Ontology annotation, cellular component: nucleus. NCBI's taxonomy places the organism in Eukaryota, Metazoa, Chordata, Lepidosauria, Squamata, Gekkonidae. The record is from RefSeq and is a predicted model, not a curated record. The coding region runs from base 208 to 528 and encodes 106 amino acids.
GCUGAAGGUGGGGUUGUGCGUGGUCGAGUUCUUCGUUUUCCUCUCCCUUUUUCUUCUUGAAGCAGGCGCCUUCCGUUCCUCCUUCCCCUCCCCUGGUGCACAUCAUCCGGCGAUCGCCUUGAGCCCGCGCUUCUCUCCCCCCCCCCCCGCACGAUCCCUGUGCUCAGACACAAAAGGACGUUUGGUCAGCCUUUUUGUUAGGACUUCAUGUCUGUAUUUUUCCCCAUUCACUGCCCUGAUUAUUUGAGAUCAGCUGACAUGACUGAGGUGAUGAGCGCUCCAUCUAUGGACGAGAUUGGUCUAAGCCCUUGCAAAGAUGGCCUGUCUUAUCAGAUUUUCCCUGACCCUUCUGACUUCGAUCGCUACUGUAAGCUGAAAGACCGCCUCCCUUCCAUUGUGGUAGAGCCAACAGAAGGAGAUGUGGAGAGUGGGGAGCUAAGAUGGCCGCCUGAGGAGUUCCUGGUCCAGGAAGAAGAAGAAGAAGAAGAAAACUGUGAUGAAGCAAAGAAAGAGAGCAAGGAGCAAUAAAUGGCACUGAGUCUUCUGUACUAAUUCAAAUGCUGUGUCAUCUGGAGGGGGAGAACCACAACUGUUCUGAAGAGUCUUUUUCUGCAAAAGACAUUCAAUUUUGCACCUGCAAGAUCUUAGUUUUUGUUUUUGUUUUUUCAUAUUCUCUAUUGAGAACUGAAGUGCUUGAUGUGACAAUCUCCAGCUGAAACUAAGGAAGAAAGUUGGGCAGGGGAAAGAAAUGGCUGCUCUUCUUAAGAGUCACUGCUGAAUUUUGUUGAGGUUAUUAAGGGUGCAGCAGUGAAAUAGCAGCGUGCUUUAGUGGAGGAUUAGCUAGGCAGGAAACCAUGUUAUAUGUGAGGCAGAAGAAGUGAAAGCCCAAGUGUAAAAUGCAGCUGCAUUUCUGAAAGGAAUUGCCUCUGGCUACAAAACCAUGAGAAUAGUAUUCAUCUCUAAAACUUGCCUUCAAAUAGUGCUUCUGUUUUGCGUGUGUGCGUGUAUGUGUUUGGGGGUUGGGAGGUAGGCAGCAUGGUAACAUGCCACUUAAAUGCUCCAGUGAUAUUAUACCAUCAGGCAGAUGUGCCUGGCUGAACAGCAUAGAGGAGCAGUGGUUGAAUAACCUCUUGUCUCAAAAGUCACAUAAUUGCUGUAGGAAUUAUGGUGCUUGGCAUUGGCUUGCCAGCCUGUUAGACAAAAGCUGUCCCCACCCCGGUCAUCCCAGUUUUUGUUCUUCAAGAACACAUUUAACCUCCAUAGUGCUGAGUGGCUUUGGAUGGUCGAGUGCCAGCUUUAAAAAUGGCCCUUGGCCAUUCUGUAGUAACUUUGUUUAUCUGGCACAAGGUAACAGGCAAGUUGCAAGGAUGUGGGGGGGGGGAAAGUGGAGACUUAAAAUAUAGGUUUAUUUUUGCCACUGUAACUGCUAUCAGUUCUCCAAGCCAAUAAGACAUCUGGUUGCAGAGGGACACCAGGUUUUCCAAUGGCAUUGAGGCUGUCUGUUUUGACUAUGUGGAAAUGCUAGAUUUAAGGACUCACUUUAUGGGAGCCAACCAGGCCAUCUGAUAAGGGCGCAGAAACAGCUUUGGAGCUUCUGUGAAAGCAGGAUGACAAAACAUGAUCAUUGGAGGAAAGCGGGUCUUCUCUUCCGAAACAAUAAAAUAGUAUUAUGAUCUCAGUGUUGUGGAGAAAAUAAAGUGCUUUUUCAACAUAUCUAUGGAAUUUCUUGAAGAUCUAAAUUCUCAAUAAUAAACUCACUUUCGCUGUCCUGUUUAACUUUUCCUGGGAGAAGAAGAGAAAUUUUCAGGGUAAGCUAAUUUGCAGCUUUCUAGGAGAAAGCAUCACUCUGCUUGGAGGAGAAGUCCUGACUCAGAUCUCACAGAAUUGGCUAGGGAAAGGACCGUUCUGAGCAAUGAAAUGGCAUGGAUUUCCAUCCAUUCUGGAGGAGCUAAACCAGAAACCCCCACCAGUGAUGCAUAUUUUUGAUGGCCUUGACAGGGUAGUCAAAAUAAUUCCUAGUCUCCCAUGUUCCUGGUUUAUUGGCUUUGGUUUUUUUGGGUUUUUUAGAAAUCUGUUGGGCCUUUGUGUAUAUUUUUGUAUUUGAUACCUCAUGAGUAGUAAAAACGCUGGCAAUGGGUUAGGGGGGUUUGCUUGUUUAAAAAUCAGCAGGAUUAUUUUUCAGUCUUGUCUUGCUUGUGUUUUUGACAUAAUGGCAAUAACUUUUUAAUAGUUGUGAGUCACUGUUACAUGUGGGUGUGAGGUUGCAGAUUAUUCCUGUCUAAGUUGUUUGUCUGCCCCCUCCCUUUUUGUUAAUAUCGUGUGGGGGAUAUAGUUGGUGUUCUCGUUUUUCUUUUGGCAGCCAAGAACCUGUCAGUCACAAAUAUGUGCUACCUGUCUUGGUGGACGGUUUUGUCCUCACUGAAACCUGUCUUGCAUCAUUACCUAGCCAAGGUUGCUUUGAAAUCAGUGGAUCCAGAUGUUUUUCAGUCUUGUGUCCUGGACACCUGUUCUUGUCUUGCUGUUCAGUAGAAUGAGCUUUUACGCCUGCACACCAGCCUAAAUCUUUCAUUAUUCCCCCUUCUUUCCAGUUACUUUAGUUGCUUUUGAAUUUUGUCUCUUAAGUUUUGAAAUUGUCCAAUAUUAUCCACUUGGAAAAGCAGAAAUUGUUAUGCUUAGGAGUGGAAAUGCUGUUGUCUUGAAAUAUAUUUGCAUAUCCUUUUCUGCCUCUUUUUGUUGUUGCUUGUAUGUCAUUGUUCGAAUGUGUCUGAAGAACAAAGCACUCCUGUUGAACUUCUCCUGUUGUAUAUUACAUUCUAUAUUUCUGUAAUUCUUUUUUGAGCCUCAGGGAAAAA